Molecule: messenger RNA, 840 nt
Organism: Fomitiporia mediterranea MF3/22
Lineage: Eukaryota; Fungi; Basidiomycota; Agaricomycetes; Hymenochaetales; Hymenochaetaceae
Exons: 7
Coding region: 1-840 (279 amino acids)
Biological process (GO): base-excision repair
Cellular component (GO): nucleus
Molecular function (GO): double-stranded DNA 3'-5' DNA exonuclease activity; phosphoric diester hydrolase activity; DNA-(apurinic or apyrimidinic site) endonuclease activity
Source: RefSeq, a predicted model, not a curated record
AUGUUCCCGGAGAAACAUGAAGGUGCGAUACGUAUCGCAUCGUGGAAUGUUUCGGGAUUGGCCGCUGCACAGAAGAAGGGAUUCAACUUUUAUGUUGAAGCUGAGGACGCUGAUAUUUUAACAUUGACGGAAACUAAAAUGAAUGGAGAAUCGGAAGUCCCAGUCCUCGAUAGCAGAUACCCCUACAGGUAUUGGUCGAUUGCCGGCAAGAAAGGGUAUGCCGGGACAGCAGUGUUCUCGAAACAUGAACCAAUAUCAGUGACAAAAGACCUCCCAGGUCACCCAAAUGAAGAUGCUAUCAAGGGAAGAAUAGUAACCGCCGAAUUCGAGAAAUUCUAUUUGGUCGCUACAUACGUUACGAAUGCCGGCCAAGGUUUGAAGACAUUACCUGAGAAAGAGUUAUGGAAUGAGCACUUUACGAAGUACAUACGAGAACUCGAUGCAAAAAAGCCUGUUAUUUGGGCGGGUGAUUUGAAUGUUGCACCAACAGAGAAAGACCUAACGCACGCAAAGAAAAAUUGGAACAAAUCGGCAGGAUAUACCGAGUCUGAGACUAAAGCCUUCGCUCGGAUACUUGACCCUUCAAAGGAUGAAAAGCAGGAUGCUUCAUCAUCGAACAAGUUCCUUGACCUUUGGCGGGAAUUGCAUCCGGACGACCAACAUUAUACGUAUUUCGGAUACCGCUUUGACUGUCGUUCAAAAGGUAUCGGGUGGAGACUUGAUCAUGUUGUGGUGAGUGAACGACUCCGCGAAAACGUCAAGAUGUGCGAGAUUCGGGACGAAAUCUAUGGUGCAUCAGAUCAUUGUCCCGUUGUAGUUGAAAUUGCAGGCCUAGUCUGA